Molecule: messenger RNA, 1461 nt
Organism: Hordeum vulgare subsp. vulgare (domesticated barley)
Lineage: Eukaryota; Viridiplantae; Streptophyta; Magnoliopsida; Poales; Poaceae
Exons: 3
Coding region: 176-1171 (331 amino acids)
Source: RefSeq, a predicted model, not a curated record
GUGGGCGAGGCCAGUGUUGCACGGAAAAGGAACGCGCGUAGCAAUCACGCAGCAGCGAGCCCGAACCCAACCAUUUUUGGAACCGAGUCUGAUCUCUUGAUGGGUGGUUCGCUUCUUUAGUGUCCGCUCCUCCCCAGUCCCUCACGGAAAAACCGGCGGCGGGGCUGUCAGGUCCAUGGCGCCCGCCUGCGCGCUCACCACCGUAGCCAUCCUCGCCGCGCUCCUCUUCUUCGUCCUCCUCUUGCUCAGCCGCACCAUGGAGCUACGUUUCACGACCAGCUAUGCCAUGGUCGACUGCGCCCCGCCCCCUGCCCCUGACGACGGCGCCGCUGCCUUCCGUGGCACCCUCCUGCCGCUCCUGGCCGCGCUGCCUGCAGCCGCCGCGCCGACGGGGUUCGCGUCCCUGAAGUCCGACGGCGGCGGGGCGUUCGCCCGCGGCCUCUGCCUUGGCGACCCUGCGCCGAGAGACUGCCUGGCGUGCCUCGCCGCGGCCGCCAAGAAACUCACCGGCUGCGGCGCGAGCAGGCGCGCCGGCGUCUGGAGGAGCGAGGGCUGCUUCAUGGCGUACGCAGACAGCAACACCUCCUCUGCGCACGAGGACGGCUUCCGCGACGUCGUCUCCUUCGGCGAGGAGGUCUACCCCGCCGUCAUCUCCGUCGACGACGGCACGCUGCCCUCCAUCCCCAACUGCUUCGACACGCGGGCGCUCGUCGCGCUCGCGCGGUCCCUGUCCGGGCGCGGCGCGGGCAACAGCUCGGGGGCGCGCGUCGUCACGGACGCGGCCGCGCUCUCGAGCAACGCCACCGGGAAGACCGCGGUGACGUUGCGGGCGCAGUGCGCGAGGGACCGCGCGGCGGCGGCGGAGUGCGCCCGGUGCCUGGGGGACUCGGCCCGGGGGGUGCGGGCGUGCGGCUGGGUCCUCGACGGCGAGCACGAGCGCGUGGCCGACGUGGUCGGCUACCACUGCUUCCUACGGAUCGAGACCUCAGUCCCACCACGGCCCGUGGCGAAAUACGUCAAGCAACCUGUGGUUUUGGCCUUGUGCGCCGCCAUGCUGCUCGUGCUGGUUGUAACAGCGGUGAUCGCGUGCGUGAGGAAGAAGAGGGGCACCGGGAAUGUGGCGGCGGUAGCAGCAGCAUCAGGUCAGCAAACGAACGCUGCUGCAAAUUGAGGGAGAUGGAGUCACCGGUCAGCACCACCUAUGUACUCACCGCGGGCAGAUCGAUCGGCGAUGCUUUCGUAGCUGGAGUGGGAAUGUGGCCAGGAAUUGGGCACUGCGUUGGCUCUGUCGUCCUGGGUGAUACGAACAUGAACCCAUGUAGUACUCAUUGUCAACUUUAGUACUGAUUGUCAACUUUAUGUCCUAGAUCAGUUUCAGUAGCCAUGUGUGUGCGCCUAUGAGUUCCUUAACUGCAGGCGAGACUUACUUUCAUUGCAAAUCAGAUGACCGGUCUCCACUAA